This is a messenger RNA of Aureobasidium musti, 513 nucleotides long. The record is from the annotation of a GenBank genome assembly. Lineage: Eukaryota; Fungi; Ascomycota; Dothideomycetes; Dothideales; Saccotheciaceae.
AUGGCCAACAAGAGAAUCGUUACCGAACUCGGCCAAGUGUCGAACAACCCUGUGCCGGGCACUCAGGUGCAGCUGGCCGAGGAGGGCAAUGUCUUUCUCUGGGAAGUCAUCAUGCAGGGCCCUGAGGAUUCUGUCUACGCCGUGUGUAACCCCACGAUCUCUACUCCAAUGUCUCACAAUUCUGACCUGUUCACANNGAACGGCAAGUUCAAGAUCGAAGUCUCCCUGCCCAAGGAAUACCCCUUCAAACCACCCACCGUCUCGUUCAAGACCAAAAUCUACCACCCCAACGUCAGCAACGACGACAAGGGCAGCAUGUGCCUCGGCAUGCUUCGCUCCGACCAGUGGAAGCCACCAAACAAGAUUCGCGACGUUCUGAUCCUCGUCCGCCAAAUCCUCUCUGCCCCUCAACCUGAUGAUGCCGUCGAAAGUAGAAUUGCCGACGAGUACAAGAAUCACCCAGAGACCUUCAAGAAGAACGCAAAGGACUUUGUCGCAAAGUACUGCAAGUAG